AGCUUCUUCCUGCUGCCGCAGCCACAUCCAGUGAGGAGACGCCAGAGGAAGCAGGAGAAGACGCUGCAGGAGUGGAGAUACGCGGUGUCUCUAGUGGGAUUUUAUACCGAGCUAAACCCAGUAAGAAGGAGAAAAUACGGAUUUAGUUCCAGAUAUUUGGGAGACAAGAGAGCGCUGGGUGUUUAAACGAAGCAUUCGGGGUUUUUUACCGGCACACAGACGUUAAACGGGGUCGUAAUUCUUCUGGAAUUUAAAUAACCGUCAAACCAAACUGUAAAUCCUUCCUCAUGAGGAAAGAUGGGGAAUGGACUGUCAGAGCAACGCAGCAUCCUGUCAACCAUCCCCGGAUUCCAGUCGUUCCACAUCGCCAUCCUUGGAUUGGACUCGGCAGGAAAGACCACAGUUCUGUACAGGCUGCAGUUCAAUGAGUUCGUUAACACUGUACCUACCAAAGGUUUCAACGCGGAGAAGGUCAAAGUGUCUCUGGGCAGCCAUAAGACCGUGACCUUCCAUUUCUGGGACGUUGGCGGUCAAGAGAAACUACGUCCACUGUGGAAGUCGUACACGCGAUGCACGGACGGCAUCAUAUUUGUGGUGGACUCCGUGGAUGCCGAACGCAUGGAGGAGGCUAAAACGGAGCUCCACAAAAUCGCCAAGACCUCUGAGAACCAAGGGGUGCCCCUGCUGGUGGUGGCCAACAAACAGGACUUGAGACACUCUCUGGGUUUGGACCAGCUGGAGAAACUGCUGGCCUUGAAGGAGCUGGGGCCGGCUACUCAAUGGCACCUGCAGCCGGCGUGCGCAAUCAUUGGAGACGGACUCAGGGAUGGAGUGGAAAGACUCCACGAAAUGAUCCUGAAGAGAAGGAAGAUGCUACGGCAACAGAAGAAAAAGAGAUAAAAAAAAAAAAAAAAGAAAUGUCUCCUCCUGUCACUGACUUUUGUCCUAUUCUUAUGUGAAGGAUUUGUCUACUGUUUGGACGUAAACCUCCCCAGGAGGACCACAUUGGACAUACUGAGUUUUAUCAGUCUAGAAAACUGAGCUUUAGGAUUCUCUCUGAUCGUUGGCUUCUGAUGAUCCUCUCAAAGAGAAAGUGAAACGGUAAAGGAACAGUAUGAAGACAAGAAUAUUGUUGGACGGAUGUGCAUGUGUUACAUGGAGACUGAUAUGGAUUUAAGUGCAAGAUGUGAGGCUCAGAUUGAAGGCUGUCACUUUUUGGUAAAAGUAUUUUCACCAAAUCUUUGAAGAUUUGAAACCUCCCUAAAUGUAAGGGUUUAAUUUUUUCUUCUACCGCAAAUUACAACUGUAGAGAAAUUUAUUGAACGUGUGUUCCAUUAAAAUCAGUUCGAGAAACAAAUUAUUGCAUCUUCAACAUAAGUACCAAGAAUCAUCAGUCAACUACAAGAUGUAGUACCGGGAACUAAAGGGACUUUACACCGGAUUUUUUAAUGGUUGCACAUAAUUAAGAUCUUGUACAAGUUACUCUACAGAGACGAGUUGUACAUACGGAAAAUGGUGCAAUGGAAUAUGCUUUCAGCUACAAAAAAACUCCCAGUUUUUGGGCCUUAAGUAGCUCCUCUUCACAGAUAGGAAUGUUGAGAAAUCCAGGACCUGUGGCAGAGUCACAGACGACUGUUGGUGGACCAAUGAGAAAGUGCCUUUCAAUGUUUUCUUGGUUACCGCAGAUGUACCCAUUUGGAAUGAAAUGGUGACAAUUUGGCUAAAACAAACUACAGGUUAAGUAUAUAGCCCCCUCUGGAGGAUCAAUUGUUAAAACAUACCAUGGGAUAUUUUUGAUUUAUUUUUUUUUUAAACUAAACCAUAAUUCUGUCUGUGGAUUU
Messenger RNA from Cynoglossus semilaevis (tongue sole), 1841 nucleotides. RefSeq names its product ADP-ribosylation factor-like 4aa (gene arl4aa). The record is from RefSeq and is a predicted model, not a curated record. Lineage: Eukaryota; Metazoa; Chordata; Actinopteri; Pleuronectiformes; Cynoglossidae. The coding region runs from base 298 to 900 and encodes 200 amino acids. Gene Ontology annotation, molecular function: GTPase activity; GTP binding. The transcript has 2 exons.